Molecule: messenger RNA, 2913 nt
Organism: Nerophis lumbriciformis (worm pipefish)
Lineage: Eukaryota; Metazoa; Chordata; Actinopteri; Syngnathiformes; Syngnathidae
Source: RefSeq, a predicted model, not a curated record
AUGGACUACUACUUCCAGUACACCGAAUGUGACGCCAUGGGGUCCCGCUGGAGAGUGGCCAUACCGUUCAACCCGGGCACCUGCUCGGGCCUGCCGCCCCCUAGCCAAGGGACCGAUUGCAGCUUUUCCUGCUCAGCCGGCAAGUACCUGGAGAUGAGUACGCAGUCGUGUACGCCGUGCGCGGCCGGUUCCUACUCGCUGGGUAGCGGUCUACGCUUUGACCAGUGGGACGCGCUCCCCACGGGGUUCCUCAGCAUCGCCAGCUUCCUCAACGCCAAACCGCCCAACGGCGACCUCGAAGCGUGUAACAACUCUACGUGGACGCCGCGGGGCGUGUACCUGGAGUCCAACCGGGACGAAUGCACCGUGUCGUUAGUGUACGUUGUCCACUUGGAGAAGCAAGGCUCCGUUUCCUUUACCUACCAGUACCUGGACAACAACAUGUUCUUUGAGUUCUACGUCCAGAACGAACAGUGCCAGGAGAUGAGCCAGAGUGAGGAGCAAAGGUGGAUCAAGGUCACCGGCAACGGAGAGUGGGGAACGCACACGAUCAACCUGUGGGCCGGUACCAACAUCCUCUACUGGAGAACCACUGGUGUUCUCGUAGGCGGAAAGAUGGUUAAACCCGUGCUCCUCAAGGACAUCACGAUUGAAGGCGUGGCCUACACCUCCGAGUGCUUUCCCUGCCGACCGGGCUGGUUCAGCGCUGGCGCCGGCUCGUCCUUCUGCCAGCCGUGCCCGAGCGACACCUUCUCCCGCAAGAAAGCCACUUCUUGCACCGCCUGCCCGGAAGGCCGCUACUCACUGGAGGGAUGGGCCGAGUGCAAAGCCAGGCCGCCGUGCACAGAGCGGGACUACUUCCAAGUUCACACGCCUUGCGACAGUGAAGGGAAGACGCAGGCAGUGUAUCGCUGGGUCCGACCCAAGAUCUGUGACGAGAACGCGACGGAUGCCGUGGCGCUGCCUCCGGCGGAACCGAGGGAACCGUGCCCGCCGUGCAACCCGGGCUUCUACAACAGCAACGACUCCACCUGCUCGCCGUGCCCGCCCGGGACGCGCUCGGAAGGCACCUACGCGUGCACGCCAUGCCCUUCGGGAACCGAGCCGGUUUUGGGCUACGACUACAGAUGGUGGAACGUACUUCCUGCCAACAUGAAGACGUCCUGCUUCAAUGUAGGGAAUUCCAAAUGCGACACCAUGAACGGUUGGGAAGUAGCGGGCGACCACGUCCGCAGCGGAGCGGGUUCUUCGGACAACGACUAUCUCAUCCUCAGCUUGCACGUGCCCGGAUUUAAAGUGCCGGCCUCGCUGUCGGGCAUGAGCGGCGGCGAGGUGGGACAGAUCACCUUCGAGUUCGAGACUGUAUGCGGCGGGGACUGCGAGUUCUACUUCAUGAUGGACGUACGCAGCAAGAGCACCACGGUGGUGGAGUCGUGGCAGGGCAGCAAAAGCCGGCAGUCGUAUUCCCACAGCAUGAGCAGGAAUGACUCGGUCACCUUUACGUGGGCGUUCCAGAGGACCAGUAACGCUCAGGACGUGCGUCGCUUGGUGUCUGACUACGCCAAGGUUUUCACCAUCCACGUGACCAACGUGCUAGAAGGCGUGGCCUCGGGCUGCCGGGCGUGCGCUCUGGUUCCCGAGAAUUCGCAACAGCCGAGCUCCUCCUGCGUGCCGUGCCCGCCGGGCUUCUACAUCCACGGCGAGACCAACCGGUGCCGGGAGUGCCCGCCCGGCACGCACCUGGCGGGACGCCACACCUACGGGCUGGAGGCGUGCCUGCCGUGCGGGCCCGCCAGCGUCAGCGACGAGGAGCAUUCCCGUUGUUACAGCGACUGCCUCUUCUCGCACACGAGCGACAACCGCACGCUAAGUUACGACCUGAGCGCGCUGAGCGACGUCGUCACCCUCACGCUCGACCCCAGCUUCACUACCAAAGGCACAAAGUACCUUCACCUCUUCAACAUCAGCCUGUGCGGACACCAGGGUAGGAAAGCGGCGGUGUGCAGGAACAACCUGACCGACUUCGGCGCCGCCUUCGGCAAAGACGAACGAGGCGGCGACGCCCCGGCCGAGGGAUUUCUCUGCCAAUCCACCGUCAUCCCGGCCGACGGACGCGGUUUCCGGACGCCCAUUUCCUCGCAGUCCGUCGUCCUGGCCGACACUUUCCUCGGCGCUACGGUGGACCGUUUUCUCGACGGCGUGAGCACCGACGCGGAGCUCUUCCCGAUGAACGCUAACAAUUUUCCAGAUAUUAACUUCUUCUACAGGUCGACGCAAGCGACGGCUUCCUGCGAUCAAGGCCGCAGUUCGGUCAUUAUCGUUCGCUGCGAUCCCCAAAAAUCUGAACGCGGGCAGAUCUCCGUGCCCAGCUCGUGUCCGGCAGGAACAUGUGACGGCUGCGCCUUCCACUUCCUGUGGGAAAGCGCUAGCGCCUGCCCGCUCUGCACGCAGGACGACUACCACCAGCUGGACGGCGCCUGCAAGGGUGGCGUCCAGGAAACCUUCUACCUAUGGAACGAGCCCAAGGUGUGCGUCAAAGGCGUCCCGCUUCCUCCCAGAAGCUCCGCCCCUUGCGCGUCCGUGGCACUGUGGCUCAAGCUAGGUGCCGGCGGCGGUGCCUUUUUGGCCGUGCUAUUGGUUACCAUCACCUGCUCUUUCUGGAAGAAGAACAAGAGGUUGGAGUACAAAUACUCUCGUCUGGUGAUGUCGGCCAACAAGGAGUGCGAGCUGCCCGCCGCCGACAGUUGCGGCCUGAACGAGGGCGAGGACCCCGACGACGACGACGACGACGUGUACACUCGGAAACCCUCCCUGCUGGGGAAGCUGCGCGCCAUCGCUAACAAAGUGCGAGGUCACAGCAGCGAGUCCGUGCAGCUGAACAGCUCCGAGGCGGACCACUGGGUGCUGGGGUAG